UUCUUCAUAUUUUACUGGAGUGCUAAGUGAUUAUAAGCGGAUUCACAGAAAUGCAAGGCUCUCCAGGAGCAGGAGUCUACCCUGUAGGAAUGCCGCCUGGCCUGGCGGUGCCCCCCGUGCAGAACCAGCCCCCUGGGAAUGGAGGGGUGAUCUGGAUGCCAGCCCCUCCUCCUCCUCUCUACUGCCCCCCUGGCCUGGAAUACCUGACCCAGAUUGACCAGAUAUUAAUUCAUCAGCAGAUUGAACUUCUUGAGAUUAUUACUGGCUUUGAAACAAACAACAAAUAUGAAAUCAAGAAUACAUUGGGGCAAAGAGUUUACUUCGCAGCGGAGGACACUGACUUCUGUACCAGGAACUGUUGUGGGCCAUCACGACCAUUCAACAUCCACAUUCUUGACAAUCUGGGGCACGAGGUGAUAAACUUGCAGAGACCCCUCAGAUGUUCUUCAUGCUGUUUCCCUUGCUGCUUACAGGAGCUGGAAGUUCAGGCCCCGCCAGGAACACCAGUGGGUUAUGUUGUCCAGAACUGGCAUCCCUGCCUGCCUAAGUUUACCAUUCAAGACGAGAAAAGAACAGAUAUACUGAAAAUUAUUGGCCCCUGUGUUGUCUGCAGCUGCUGUGAGGAUAUUAAUUUUGAGGUGAAGUCCAUUGAUGAAACUUUACCUGUUGGGAGAAUUUCUAAGCAAUGGACUGGAUUUGUGAAAGAAGUCUUUACAGAUGCAGACAAUUUUGGCAUCACAUUCCCAAUGGACCUUGAUGUAAAAAUGAAAGCUGUCAUGAUUGGUGCUUGCUUCCUUAUCGAUUUCAUGUUUUUUGAGCAUGGUGCGGAUAAUAAACAGCAAGCAGGAGUUUGGUAAUGAAAUCUGGAACUUUUUAUUUAAAAAGAAGAAAAUAAGUUGCCUGACUUUCCAUUGGAUUAUGGAGCUCAAGUGAGAAUGUGAGAAGCAUGGAUGUUAUUCUAACUGCUAUGUAGUCUAGCUUCYGUUUUUGUAAUCUCACACAAUAUCCGAAUCGGAACCCUUUGUACAGCUCAAUAUUGUAAAUUACAGAAAUAUAUAAACUUUCUUCCACAUAGUAGUCUUGGGCACUUUUAUGGAAGUAGUCCCCUUUUAAAGAAUUAACAUAACUUUGUUCAAUAUUAAUGUAAGUAGUGAGCCUAAUGAAGAAGGCCUGAUUGUUUUGAUGCACUUUUUUUUUGGUAUUUUUGCCUUGGUGUUCACAAAUAUCUACAAUGUCUUACCGAAUUGUAUGUCCUUCCUUUCUCCUUCUCUGCCCUCCCCUUGCCCAUCGUUGCUGCUGUGGACUCCUUUUGAUGUUCUCAGGAAUUAGAAACUUAUAACAGCA
This is a messenger RNA of Nothoprocta perdicaria, 1344 nucleotides long. Its product is annotated as phospholipid scramblase 1-like. Gene Ontology annotation, biological process: plasma membrane phospholipid scrambling. Gene Ontology annotation, molecular function: phospholipid scramblase activity. Bases 51 to 857 code for a protein of 268 amino acids. Lineage: Eukaryota; Metazoa; Chordata; Aves; Tinamiformes; Tinamidae. The record is from RefSeq and is a predicted model, not a curated record. The transcript is spliced from 8 exons. Gene Ontology annotation, cellular component: plasma membrane.